This is a messenger RNA of Stegastes partitus (bicolor damselfish), 5826 nucleotides long. Its product is annotated as multiple PDZ domain protein. Gene Ontology annotation, molecular function: protein binding. Lineage: Eukaryota; Metazoa; Chordata; Actinopteri; Pomacentridae. The transcript has 43 exons. Bases 1 to 5826 code for a protein of 1941 amino acids. The record is from RefSeq and is a predicted model, not a curated record.
AUGGAGAUCAUGGAUACUCAGUGUGCCUUGGAGGCUGUGGAGAGACUGCAAGCCAAAUUGAAGGAGCGAGGGGAGGCCCCCACUCAGGAGAAACUAUCCCUGCUGAAAACUGUCCUGCAGAGCCCCCUGUUCCUUCAUAUACUCAGCUUACAGCAAGCUCAGCGGAAGCCCCCGGCAAAGGGGAAGGGCCUUUCCAAGUCCGUGUCCAUGAACUGUGGCCCGUGCCUGGGUGCAGCGUUUGGCCUGAAGACACUGAGCCACAGUGACUCAUACACAUGGGCCAUGGAGAACCGAAGACCCAGCACUGCCAGAUCCAUGCACAGGGACGGCAGCAUGUCCUCUCUUGGCUCUCAGGAUCUGUCUUUCUCAGACAUCUACCCAGACAACUGCAUUCACACUGAAUCUCAGUACUGUACUCCCCCUCGAAUCUCCCGCACCAUGUCGAUGGGGAGAAAUCUCUCUGCUAUUGCACACGAGAGACGGCAUUUGGAAAUGAUAGAGCUGACCAAUGACGGAAAAGGACUUGGUUUUGGCAUUAUAGGAGGACGGAGCACAGGAGUCAUGGUCAAGACCAUCCUCCCUGGAGGAGCUGCUGGAAGGGAUAACCGCCUUCACAGCGGAGAUCAAAUCCUGCGCAUUGGAGACACAGAUUUAGUGGGCAUGAACAGCGAGCAGGUGGCACAGGUGCUGCGAAAUGCUGGGAGCAAGGUGAAACUGCUCAUCGCCAGGGAUAUUACCAAGGACAACCACCUUUCCUCUCCUGUCCUCAGCCAGGACAACUUGGACAGCAAGCUCGGUGACUUGAAUGAUGACUAUGAGUUUAGUGUGCAGUUCACUAAAAACAGCCGUGGCUUGGGAUUCACCAUCUCCAGCUACAUAGGUGACCUAAAUUCAGUCUACAGUGCCGGCGUGAUCGUGAAGAGCAUAGUUAAAGGCAGCACUGUCGAUCAAGAUGGGCGCAUACACAUUGGAGACAUCAUCCUGUCUGUCGAUGGGGUGAGCCUGCAGGGCUGCAGUGAACAGCGUGCCAUGGAAGUGCUGAGGAGGACAGGCCCCCUGGUCAGACUGAAGUUGCUGAGGAAAGCAGUGCGCCUGAGUCACAUCCUGCCCCCAGUACCCCCUCUGCAACCCCUCCGACACUCCCACAGCUUCCAUGAGGGCAAUCCCUACAGAGUGGGCCUCAACAAAAUUCAAGAGACAGGAAUCUGCUCUCUGCGUGAAAUCUCCCGGCGAGCAGCAUACGCCAACAGACGACCCCGACAUGAUUCCAGAACCGGUGUGAAACUUACUCCAGCUGAGGAGGAAAAUCUGAGGAAGAAGUGGCAGCAUGCAGUCGGACCCCGAUACGAAGUGAUUGUUUGUCAGCUGGAGCGUUUCACUGAGACAAGUGGUUUGGGCAUCAGUUUGGAGGCUCGGGCAGGACAUCACUACCUGUGUUCCAUCUUGCCUGAGGGCCCUGUUGGCCAAAGUGGCAAGAUUUUCGCUGGAGACCAGAUAUUGGAGGUGAAUGGGAUCCCUCUCAUUGGAGAAACACAUAAGGAAGUGGUCAAUAUUCUGAAGGAACUGCCAAUGCACGUAUACCUGGUAUGCUCUCGCAUUUUACCCCCGUCAGUUCCGGACAGCGAUGCGGAAGAGGAUGAUGAUGUCUGUCUCACCUUGAAAGAACUGCUGGCUGAGUUCAAUGAUAAGUUGGACCAGGGCUGUGUCAUUCCCUGUCCUACAGCUGAGGACAUCACCAAGCGUGGCGUGCCCCCCAUGUCACCUCCUCUGGCCAUGUGGGAGAGAGAGGCUCAGGUGGUCGAGCUGGAGAAAGGCGAGUUGGGACUGGGCUUCAGUAUCCUGGACUACCAGGAUCCAGAAGAUGCCACCAAGACAGUUCUGGUAAUCCGGUCCUUGGUGCCUGGAGGUGUAGCCGAUCGAGAUGGUCGCCUUCUACCUGGUGAUCGACUCAUGUUUGUUAAUGAAACUGACCUAGAAGGCUCCAGCCUGGAUUAUGCUGUGCAUGUCCUAAAGUCCACUGGCUAUGGCACUGUCCGCAUUGGUGUUGCCAAACCCCUGCCGCUGGAACUGUGUGGCGGUUUGACACCCAUCUCAGAGAGGAGCGCACGGGCUUCAUGCGAUGACACCGACAGCCACACUCAGGUCAGCUUGUUAGCUGAAGCAGCUGAGGCUAACAUCAACACCACCACUCGCAACUCCGAGGACAACAGGAUCAACCAACUGUGCUUCACGGAAAACCGACUACGUCACCGUUUUGGCAUCAUGGAAGAUGACGACAGGCAGCAAGCCCCACCUCUGCCCCCCCGCACCAGCUUUGAGAAGACAAUCACUGUUGUCCGGGGCAACCGUAGCCUUGGGAUGUCGGUGAGUGCUAUCAAGGACGGCUCAGGCAUGCUGGUGCGCAGUGUGGUCCAGGGGGGCUCUGUUAGCCAGGAUGGAAGGCUAGGGGUGGGGGACGCCAUCAUGGCCAUCAACGGAGAAACUACCUCCAACCUGACUAACGCCAAGGCCAGGGCCAUGCUCCGCAGACACUCUGUCAUAGGGCCAGAGAUGAGUAUAACCUUUGUCCCAGCCCAUCAGGUGGAUGACCACCGCACUCGUCUGUGUUUGCCUCCUCUGGCAUCAAUCCCAACAGACAGCGCCUCUCCAUCACCCACCCAGCUAACUCCUUCUCCGGAGCCUCCAUCCGACCCACCCAGGUCCUCCAGUCCCUCGGCCUUGUCCAUGCUUAGACCGUCUGCCUCGGUCAAAUUGAAAGCAGCAACUCCAGAUCCAGCCGCAGUCAGAGCUUCUGCUUCAUUCAAAGCUCCAUCCAAAGGCUCAGCCACAGUACCCACCAUCACCCCAGCCUCAGACUCAAGUUGGCAGAUUCCAAAAUUUCUACCUCACAAGAACAAGGGAGAAGGAAAAGAUGGAGAUAUUGUGAAGGAAAAAGGGGAUAACAUUAUUGCCGAUGGGAAAGUACCAAAACCAGACGUGAAGAUAAAGGUGGAUGAUAAAGAAGAGGGAGAUGAAGAGCUUCAUUCUCACACCACAGUAUCUUGGGAUCAACCUAAAAGCGUGUGGCUGACUCGAGCGCCAGGCCAGUCCCUUGGUAUCAGCAUAAUGGGAGGCAGAGGCAUGGGCCGAAGACUGAGCAGUGGAGAGAUGAUGAGGGGAGUCUUCAUCAAGCACAUCAGCCCCGACAGCCCGGCAGCACAUAAUGGCACCCUCCGGACUGGAGACAGGAUACUAGAGGUGUGCGGUGUGGACCUAAGAGAUGCCAGCCAUGAGCAGGCAGUGGAGGCCAUCCGCAGGGCUGGAGACUCUGUCAUUUUCCUGGUCCAGUCCGGACAAUACAGAUUUCAGUCUCCCACUCACAUCAACCAUGAAAGACUAACUCCAACACCACAGUCCAACUCACACAGCAGCAAGGAAGCAGAUACUCUCAGUGGUCUGUUCCUUAGUCUCUCCCCUGCAAACCCCUUCACUCCCACCCCGUUUAAGGUACCAUCGCCAACAUCCGAGAGAGUGGAUCGGAGAAGCCCCAUAAGUGUCGCAGCACCAAUCACAGCGGCAGCUGAAGACGAGGACGCCACUGGCAGGAAAAAGAUGCUUCAGCGCUAUGGCAGCCUGUCUGGGAAGCUCCACAUGAUUGAGCUGGAGAAAGACCCCAAGGCUCACGGCUUGGGAAUCAGCCUCAUGGGCAACAAGGACGGCUCAAGGGCCCGUAUGAGUGUCUAUGUGGCAGAUAUAGACCCCCAAGGGCCUGCUGGUGUAGAUGGCAGGAUACAGGUUGGGGACGAGCUGCUCGAGAUUAAUGGUCAGAUCUUGUACGGCCGGAGUCAUCAAAAUGCCUCCACGAUCAUCAACAACAUUCCAUCUAAAGUCAAGAUCAUUCUCAUCAGACACAAAGCAGCUCCAGGCCAAAUGGUCCAGGGAUUCAGAACGGAAUGUGAGGACACAGUCGACUCCCAGACAAACACUUCAGUGUCUGGAGGAUUAUCCAGAGACAUCGAGCACAUUAUCCUGCCUCAGGAUCAUGUAGGUCUUGGCCUUUGCCUGGUGGAGGACGAUUCAAAGGGAGGACUAGUGAUCCGGUCUCUGACCCAGCAUGGAACUGCCAGUAAGGAUGGCAGGAUAAAGGUUGGAGACAGAAUAGCAGCGGUGGGCGAUGAACCUGUGGCUGGACUGUCGGUGGACAAGGUGUCCAGUUUGAUUCUCAAACACCGGGUCACUGUCAAGCUCUCCAUCAGCCGUUCCAAGAGUCUCUCCUCCUCCUCCUCCUCCUCUUCUUCGUCCUCUCAACCUCCCCCUGCAUCACUUUCCAACCCCUGCGCUCUCUCCCCUGCUUCCUCUCUAGUCCAUCCUGUUCCCUCCUCCUCCUCCUCCUCCUCCUCCUCCUCUUCAUCUGUCAAAACCAUGCAGACCUCUCCAACAGAGAAAUCUGACCAGCUAGGAUCUGCUCCCACAAUCUCUGACCCCGUGAGCUGCCCGCUCACAGCUGGAAAGGAAACUACGAUAGAGAUUUGUAAAGGAAAUGUUGGCCUGGGCCUCAGCAUUGUAGGAGGAUGUGACACUCUGCUGGGGGCAGUAAUAAUCCAUGAAGUGAAUGAUGGAGGAGCAGCACAAAGAGAUGGAAGACUGCAAGCAGGAGACCAGAUUUUAGAGGUAAAUGGCAUAGACCUGCGGCAGGCCACUCAUGAUGAGGCCAUCGCUGUGCUGCGGCUCACCACCCAGCGAGUUCGGCUGUGCAUUUUCAGGCAUCAAGAGGCUUACAGGGAGGAGGACCUGUGGGACGUCUUCAGCCUGGAGCUUAGGCCUUGUCCCGGAGAGGGACUGGGCUUCACCACUGUGGGGAAGAGUAAUGACACGGGCAUCUUUGUAUCAGAUAUCAUCAGAGGAGGCGUAGCGGAUUCAGAUGGCAGGUUGUUGCUAGGUGAUCAGAUUCUGUCAAUCAAUGGAGAGGAUGUCCGUGCAGCAUCACAGGAGCAUGCACAGAAGCUUCUGCAGAGUUGCAGUGGAGCAGUUCACCUUGAGGUGGCCCGUUUUAGAGCUGGGGUGCAGUACUCAAAGCGAAGUCAGGAGUAUUUUAAGUUUUGUUUUAUCCAGAGUGAAGACUCCGACUGUUCCACCCUGACGCCCUCAAGUGCAUGUGGAGCGUUCUUCAGCCACCAGAGGGAGACAGAUAACAAAACAGGAAGUUACACAUUUCAAGACUCUGACAUCAGAAAAAUAAUAAUACAAAAGGGUCCAUGUGACUCCCUGGGCAUCAGUGUAGCUGGAGGAGUGGGCAGUCCCCAUGGCAACGUACCUCUUUUUAUUGCUUCCAUGGAUACGAAUGGACUGGCUGCCAAAACACAGAAAUUACAGACAGGAGACCGAAUCCUCAGUAUCAAUGACGUGCCCACUGAAGGAAUGACUCACAUCCAUGCCGGAGUGCUGCUGAAGAACGCCACUGGAACCAUCAGUCUGCAGGUGGCAGCAGAUUCUAGAGAAAGCAGCGCAAAGGAUCACAGCAACGCUCGGCCGGCAGGUCAACCCGGCAGCCUGACCUGCUUUCACAACAACCUCUGUGCUCGCACAUAUAAGACCAUCACUCUGGAGAGAGGCUCCUCAGGCCUGGGCUUCAGCAUUGUAGGAGGGUUUGGCAGCCCUCACGGAGACCUGCCGAUCUACAUCAAAACUGUCUUCAGCAAGGGUGCAGCCAUAGAGGACAGAAGGCUGAAACGUGGAGAUCAGAUCAUUGCUGUGAAUGGACACUGCCUGGAGGGUGUGACUCACGCUGAAGCCGUGGACAUCCUGAAGAAGACCAAAGGAACCGUGGUCCUCACCGUGCUCUCCUGA